UAAAAGGUCCACCGGUGGUCCUUUAGUUUUGACCUGCAACUACAGGUUACACCUUUUUUGGCUUUUCUUUUUUAUUUAUUUUUAUUUCAUUCAACUUUAUCUUCUUAUUUGUAUAUCUUUUGUUUUUACAUUUAUGCCCUUAACUCAAAUCUACCCAUUAGAUAUAUCUCACGCUUCACACCAUGCCAUAUGUCAACGUUUAUUGACAGAAAAUCAAAAACGAUCUUCUUCUUCAUAACCAAAAGUAACAGAGUUUCUCUUUGAAGCCUCAGUCGCCGACCUCUUUCAUACCCACUCAACAAAAGUCACAAACCACCGUCGCCAUUUGAAUCUAACUACUGCAACCGAUUUGAACGAGAUGGUGGUAACUGAUGGCUAUAGAUCUAACCACCACAAAUACUGAAAAAGCUUCUUCUACAUAAUUUCACCGCGUUUCACCGCCAACGUUUGCAUAAUUUCGUCGCUUUCUAACAAGAUUUCAUGAAAGGUGAAAAUCGAUUUGAAGGAUAUAACGUAGGGAUUUCUGUAAAUGGGUUAGAAGAUAUGGGUGGUGUUAAUUUCAAGAUGAUAACUGAAGAUGAUAUGAAGAAGUACCAUUUUCCAAACCUUGAGGUGGCUUUUACAUUCUAUAAUUGGUAUGCUAGAAUGAAUGGAUUUUCUGCCCGCAAAAGCAAGGUUAGAAGAAAUAAGCAUAAAGAAGUUGUGCAGCAAAAUUUUGUUUGCUACAGACAAGGGUUUAGAGAAGAUAGGUUUCAGAAUAAUAAAAUUCGUAAACGUGAAGCUAGAGCAGACACACGUUGCGGAUGUGAGGCUAAUUGUGUUGUGCACGUUGAUAAUCACAAUCAACGCUGGUAUAUUAGGUACAUUAACAACGUGCACAAUCACAAUUUUGUUGAACAAGAGUUUAUUUCCUUUCUAUCUGGUCAUAGGGGUAUGGAUGAUGAUGACAUACUCCAAAUGCAUUCUUUUAGGAAGUCUGGCAUUAGAACUUCUCAAAUUUUUGGUUCAUUUGCUGGUCAAGCUGGAGGUUAUCAAAAUCUCACCUUUUCGGUCCAGAACAUGUACAAUGAAGUUGAUAAAGAAAGGCGUAGUAAAGGUACUGAUUCAAGAGCUGCAUUAUCAUAUUUACGCUCUUUGAAGAAUGAUGAUCCAACAUUGUUCUGGAAACAUACUGUUGAUAAAGAAGGAAGAUUGGAACAUUUAUUCUGGUGUGAUGGCAGAAGUCAAAUUGACUAUAAAUUAUUUGGUGAUGUUUUGGCUUUUGAUGCAACAUACAAGAAACAUGUUUACUAUAGGUAA
This is a messenger RNA of Trifolium pratense (red clover), 1299 nucleotides long. Its product is annotated as protein FAR1-RELATED SEQUENCE 5-like. The transcript is spliced from 3 exons. The coding region runs from base 481 to 1299 and encodes 272 amino acids. The record is from RefSeq and is a predicted model, not a curated record. Lineage: Eukaryota; Viridiplantae; Streptophyta; Magnoliopsida; Fabales; Fabaceae.